Messenger RNA from Cryptomeria japonica (Japanese cedar), 957 nucleotides. RefSeq lists its product as uncharacterized. NCBI's taxonomy places the organism in Eukaryota, Viridiplantae, Streptophyta, Pinopsida, Cupressales, Cupressaceae. The record is from RefSeq and is a predicted model, not a curated record. The transcript is spliced from 2 exons. The coding region runs from base 500 to 709 and encodes 69 amino acids.
UGUCCUACCAGUGAACAAAUCCACCUCACAAAUAGAACCACAUAUUUUAUUUGUCAUGACGAUUAAGAGGAUGGCGUGGCAAUCUCAGCACCCUAAACUUUUUGCAGGGACCAGAAAAAACUGGAAAUUCAAAGUCUCCGGUGCCUGAUUUUUCGUGUUCUGAAGCUUAUAAAAUACGCAGAGGUUUCAUUUCGUCUUCAAAGGUUAUUGGUUCAAGAAAUUUCAGGUUUAUUUUUCUCAGCUCGGGGAAUUUGAGGAGAAGAAGUUUUCAGGCUCAGAAAGGUUAGGGAUCGCCAGAUCUAGUGUCCGCGGCGCCUAUCUAGCAAGCUUUUUGUGCUUUGUGCCUUGCUGGAUUUUCCUAUAAUUAAUUUCGAAUUUAUAUCGUAACGGAUUGCCUUUGUCUGCGUCCGGAUUCCCGGUUUUUAUAGGGGAAUUGUAGGAAGAAUUUUCAAUUAUUGGUAGAUCUGUUUCCAUUUUUUUGUGUUUCGUUUCCAAGAAAAUGAAGCGGCCUGGAGCUCUCUUCACAUCCGCUGCAUCCGCCACGGCUGCGGCUUUGACGUUUUCUACCGAUCACGACAUCCAAGUAAAGGCCUCUGCCCCUACGGAGCAAAAACCUGAAAGCUCGAAGAACAAAAGCAUGGAGGAAGCCUUCGCGCCGAGGUUCGAUGGCCUUCGAUUUAUUGAAACCCUAGUGACUGCUCACAGAUAACGGAUUUUGUGGAUGAACGAUUGGAUGAUAUAUGCUGUUUUAGGCAGUAAUUAUUUGAAAAAUUGUAUUACAAUUUGCUUUUGCUGCAAAUUGCAAAUUUUCUGAAAUUCAGAAUCUGCCAUAGCGGAGUGAUUGUAUUUAAAAUUUUCUAUAUUUAUCUUACAGAUAUUUUUGUAGUUGGAAGUGGAAUUCCGAAUACGAUUUUUAAUGAAAUAUUAACGCCUAAAAUUGUCAAUUGUGACCGAUCA